Messenger RNA from Aspergillus caelatus, 1527 nucleotides. Its product is annotated as putative MFS transporter. The record is from RefSeq and is a predicted model, not a curated record. Gene Ontology annotation, biological process: transmembrane transport. Gene Ontology annotation, molecular function: transmembrane transporter activity. NCBI's taxonomy places the organism in Eukaryota, Fungi, Ascomycota, Eurotiomycetes, Eurotiales, Aspergillaceae. The coding region runs from base 1 to 1527 and encodes 508 amino acids. The transcript is spliced from 2 exons.
AUGACCAUACAGCCGCUAGAGAGCAAGGAUGUCCCCGGUACAAUAGUGGAUGAGGAUAUUCAGCCACCAGCUGAAGUACCGGACGUACCAUACACUAUCCUGUCUGAGAGGGAAAAAAUAUGUACAAUUUUAAUUGCUUCGUUUUCCGGAUUCCUUGCUCCAAUAUCUGCCAGUAUCUACUUUCCGGCCCUCAAUACACUUGCCGACAAUCUCCACGUGUCGUCCAGCGAAAUCAACCUUAGUAUUACAGUGUACAUGAUAUGUCAAGCGCUAGCUCCAUCCUUGGUAGGAAACUUCUCAGAUCAGAAGGGUCGCCGACCAGGACUUCUCAUCUGCUUUGCCGUCUAUAUAGCGGCCAAUAUAGGUCUAGCCUUGCAGAACUCAUACCCAGCCCUCAUGGUAUUGCGUUGCCUUCAGAGCUCAGGAAGCAGUGGGGCUGCCGUCAUUGGCGCUGCUACCGCAACAGAUAUAGUAGUCCGGGCGGAGCGUGGGAAAUACCUUGCCUACUCGACGAUGGGUGUAACAGCGGGACAAGCGCUUGGACCAGUGAUCGGGGGUCUUCUCGCUCAAUUCGCGAACGUCCAUUCAAUAUUCUGGUUUUUAACUGCUCUUGCGGGAUUCAUGUCGGUGGUGGUGAUUGUAUUCUUUCCAGAAACAAGUCGAACUGUCGUGGGCAAUGGGUCAAUAUCGCCGCAAAAGUGGAAUCGCCGAGUAUUGGAUCUAGCGCGUCGAAAACAGCCGGAGUGGACAGAGACGUAUAGUGAUGUUACUACACGUCCGCAGUCCAAACGUCGGCCUAGUCCCUUGGAGACAUUCAAAAUCUGCCGUGAAAAGGAGUCAACGAUGAUCCUUGCUUUUAUCGCCUUUCUCUUCUGCGGAUACGCCACGGUGCUCAGUACGCUACCCGCACAGCUGGAAAGGAAGUACGGUUUCAACGCUCUCCAGAUCGGUCUAUGCUGCCUUCCGUACGCCUUUGGCAGUUUAACAUCACGCUGGACCGUCGGAUAUCUCACGGACUGGAAUUUCAGACGUCAUGCACGCCGUCUGGAUCUCAAGCUAGUCAAGAAUCGCCAAACUGAUCUCACCGACUUUCCAGCAGAAAUCGCACGACUUCAGCUUACUGUUCCUUUAGUGUACUUGGCAUCCGGCUUCAUCAUCACUUAUAGCUGGGUAAUGGCCCACCAGACCAACCUAGCUGGUCCGCUCAUUAUGCUUUGUCUCGCAGGGCAUACGAUGUCUGGUACGAUAAAUACGCUUAUGACACUUCUCGUCGACUGCCAUGUUAAAAAGCCUGCGACCGCAAUUGCCGCCAGCAAUCUCUUCCGGUGUCUCCUAGGUGCUGGGGCUGUUGCCGUCGCGACUCCCCUUAUCAAUGCUAUUGGGAUUGGAUGGGCAGGAACAUUGUUGGCGUUCAUCUGGAUAAUAUUUAGCCCUUUACUAUGGGUACUUAUGAAAUGGGGACACGACUGGCGUCGAGAGAAAAUUAAGAAGCGAGACCAAGCGCCGCUAUCAGAAAAAGGACCAUGA